Messenger RNA from Penaeus vannamei (Pacific white shrimp), 2289 nucleotides. The record is from RefSeq and is a predicted model, not a curated record. NCBI's taxonomy places the organism in Eukaryota, Metazoa, Arthropoda, Malacostraca, Decapoda, Penaeidae.
AUGACUCAGCAUAUCCACCGGAACAAUCACACCUCGUGUUUCUAUGUUAAUCUGGAAAAUGAGGAGUCACUGAUGUUCGCGGUGCAGACGGAUGUGCUUCAGCCCGGCUCGACUGAAGAAUUCCUGCGUUAUGCUUACCCCACCGACAGUCGUGCUACGCUCAACGCCUACACCAUCUGCAUUCGCAUUAAGAUCCUUCAGUACAGAGAUAUCGUGCCAUUUUUUUCCUACGCGUACUCGGAUAGAGCUGACAACGCUCUUCUUAUGUUUCAAGUUGGCGACCGACUGGACUACUACAUUGAAGAUCAGAAACUAUCGUCUGGAUUGAACAUAAUAGUCGAUGACACAAUUGGUGGAUGGCAUUUAUACUGUAUGGCUGUCGACCACUCAACUUACAGGGUCUACUUCGACGGCACGCUGGUGAGGAAGGACCGCCUCGCUGGACGCACGACGGGCCUGCCUCUCAACGGGACGCUCUACGUGGGCCAAGACCAGGACCGCUACGACGGCGGGACCGACCCCGACCAGACCCUCAGUGGCUUCGCGGCUCAGUUAAAUCUCUGGGACUAUGCACUGGAGGAAGAAACUGUAAAGAGUCUGGCCGGAUGUCUUGAGAACCUUCGGGGGAACGUGCUGUCGUCGGACGUCGACGCGCUCGACCAGCCCGGAGUGACGAGGGAGGCCGUGCCCCACCGGGCGUUCUGCGCUGCGGAUUCGCGCUUCGUGAUCGUCCCGCUCAUUCGCCAGGCGCCCGCAGCCCGCUCCUUCUGCAGCCUUCUCGACAGCGUGUUCUUCGUUCCCGGAGACGAGGAAACCAACGACCGGCUGUACCAAGAAAGCAACAACUUCAAGGACGUGUGCGACUUCAAGAGCUACAGGCGGCUGCUCAUAGCCGCCACCGACGAAGAGGAAGAAGGUGUCUGGAUUGACAUGAAUACGAGAAGGCCAUUAAGGUUCACGCAGUGGUUUGACGGCGAACCCAACAAUGGACAAAACGACAACUGUGUUGUUAUGCGGACUGACAUGCCGCGGUGGGGCGACCUCAAUUGCGCUUAUAGCAACUGCUUUUCCUGCGGAAUGACAAGUCAAAACUUUUUCUUCAUACGCGGGUUAUGUAAAAGUAAUGAGCACCAAAUCCGCUUCAUAAUGGAUGGGUAUGUGAACACUCGGCCUUACUUCAGGGGUUACUACGGCAUGGCCAUCUUUAAUGUUGGCGAAGGAACGUGGGUUCUCAAGGACACAAUGGCCAACUUAACACUGGCCACCAUGACCAUGGAGCAGCCAGAAGAGUAUCCGCUCGGACGAACCGUGUGGGACGUUCUGGAGCCUUUCUGUGACUUCGCUGUGGGAGACAAGAUAAAUCUGGGUUUGUCUUCGUGCACCAUCGAAGAGUUCAUGUGUUCUGACGGCUCGUGCGUUCCCAGGAACGUCCGCUGUAACCUGAGGGAGGACUGCGUCGACGGAAGCGACGAGAACGACUGUGGAAUCGUCCUGUUCAGCGGCAGGUACGCCAGUCACCGGCCUCCCCCCGGGAGGACCUACCGGGAGGUGUUGUACAUCCAGCCCCACGUCCACAUCGUCAGGUUCUCCAAGAUCGACGACAUCAACCUCGCCUUCUACAUGGAGUUCGAAGUCCACCUGACUUGGACUGACCGGAACCUGAAGUUUAAGAACAUUAAGGAGGAGGAAGACAAAAACAAGUUGUCGACGGAAGAGGUUGCUUCCAUUUGGACGCCAGAGAUCGAGUUUCUGAACGUGAACGACGGUCUCUUGAAGAAGCUGAAGUCAAAUGUGUACGCACGUCAGACGGGCGAAGCAGAACCCCCAGAUUUCAAUGACGCCAUGAUGGAGACGAUCUACCUCCCCAGCAGCGUCGCCCUCGUAAGCAAGACGUUCUACUCGGCCAGCUUCUCCUGCAACUUCUACCUGUUCAGCUACCCCUUCGACACGCAGAUGUGCUCGGUCCUCAUCGAACUCGACUCUGCAGACACAUCAGUUGUCAAUUUCAUUAAUGACAGCGUUAUUUACUCCGGUCUAAUGACGCUCCCAAAAUACGACAUCACGGAGAUCAUUUCUCAGCUCGCGAAGAAGUCAGACUACGCUGUUACGAAGGUGAGUACUCUUUCGUUACAUUUUUUCAUCACAUUUUUCAAAGAUUUAAAAAUUAUUGCGCAUGAAAGGUACCAGGGAAAAAAAAAAAAAAAAAUAUACAGAGAAUCAAGCAGCCCCCUGCAUCUAGGAAACAAAGACUCGUCCAAGUGUUCACGGCACGAGCGAGCGCCUCUUUGA